CGCCCCUCCCGCCGCAGUGUGACACCGUGAGCAAACAUGGCAGUCCUGCCGGCGAGCGUGUCCACGCCUCUGCUGGGCCUGGGGGCCCUGCUGGUCCUGGUGGUCCUCACCUACCAGCGUCUGAGCAGCUACCUGCGCACGUGGAUCCAGAUGAAGCCCAUCCCGGAGGUGGGGGGCACAUACCCCUUUGUCGGCAACGCGCUGCAGUUCAAGACCAAUGCGGGAGAUUUCUUCCGCCAAAUUCAUGAAUACACGCAAGAGUUCUGUAACCAGCCGCUGCUAAAACUGUGGAUCGGGACGGUGCCCUUCGUGGUUCUGUUCCACGCUGAGACGGUUGAGCCAGUGGUGGCCAAUCCUGUUCACAUGGACAAAUCCUACACGUACAGCUUCCUCCAUCCUUGGCUGGGAACCGGUCUGCUCACCAGCACAGGUCCAAAGUGGCGUGAGCGCCGCAAGAUGCUGACACCCACGUUCCACUUCACCAUCCUGCAGGACUUCCUGGAAGUCAUGAACGAGCAAGCCGAGGUCCUAGUGGGCAGGCUGGCCUCGCAGGCGGGGCGGGGCCCGUUCAACUGCUUCAGCUACGUGACGCUCUGCGCCCUGGACAUCAUCUGUGAAACGGCGAUGGGGAGGAAAGUUUACGCCCAAAGCAACUCGGAGUCUGAGUACGUGAAGAGCGUGUACAAGAUGAGUGACAUCAUCAGCCGCAGACAGAGGUCGCCCUGGUUUUGGCCCAACUUCUUCUACAAAUACUUUGGCGAGGGCAAAGUCCACGACAGGACGCUCAGAACUCUGCAGUCCUUCACCUACGAGGUGAUCCGAGAGAGAGCAGAGGGUCUGAAGGACGAGAAUGACCGAAAGAACGAGAAAGCGGCGUCCGGGAUGAGGAAAAGACGAGCGUUUUUGGACAUGCUCCUGCAGACCAAAGACGAGGACGGCAACUUGAUGAGCCAUCAGGACAUCCAGGAGGAAGUGGACACCUUCAUGUUUCGGGGUCACGAUACCACGGCGGCCGCCAUGAACUGGGCCCUCCACCUGCUGGGCGCUCACCCCGACGUGCACGCCAAAGUUCAGCAAGAGCUUCAGGACGUGUUUGGUGCGUCGCAGCGAGCCGCCAGCAUGGAGGACCUGAAGCAGCUGAAGUACUUGGAGUGUGUGGUCAAGGAAUCCCUCAGGCUCUUCCCGUCCGUGCCCUUCUUCGCUCGCUGCCUCUGUGAAGACACCAACAUCAACGGUUUCUACGUGCCCAAAGGCGCCAACGCCGUCAUCAUUACCUACGCCCUCCAUCGAGACCCGAGAUACUUCCCUGAACCCGAGGAGUUCCGUCCCGAGCGCUUCCUGCCCGAGAACUGCGUGGGCCGGCCUCCUUACGCGUACAUCCCCUUCUCCGCGGGGAUCCGCAACUGCAUCGGUCAGCGGUUCGCACUGAUGGAAGAGAAGGUGGUUCUGGCCUCCGUCCUACGCGAGUUCAACGUCAAAGCCUGCCAGCGGCGCGAGGAGCUGAGGCCGACGGGCGAGCUCAUCCUGCGACCGGAAAGCGGAAUCUGGAUCGAACUGGAAAAACGGGUUCUGCUAGAACCGACUGUCAUUUAAGUUUCUUUUCCUGGUCGUGCGUAGUCCUGGUUUUGUACGUUCUUGUUGUCCACGGACCACAUGCACGGAGAAGUCCGUGCUAGGAGGAAGCCGCGGAUGUGUUCUCCUGCGGUUCCUCAGGUUGAAACCGAUGCAAUUUUUCCGACAGGAAAUGAAUCAUGAAUCAUUUUUCGAAAUUGUUGGGACGGCUUUGUGUGUAGACGCUACGCUACAAUAUGACCGCCAUUACCCGACACUCGACCAGCAGCCAUCUUUACACUCGUAAUUGUCAAAUAGACGUCUUCCUGUGCAAUGACAUACCUGUAUAGCCGAUACCGCUAAUGCUAACAUAUGCUAGCCGGUGGCGGCGUGCGUCGUCAUCGUGAUCCGUGUGCAUCAUCCCUUUACGAUGGGUGUCCAAAUGUGGCUUCCUGUCUUUUACAGCAGACGUUUUCCAGGACGUAGACAGGUCCAAUCCAUCCCAAAAUUGAUCUGGUGCCUUGAAAUAAAAUACAUGACAAUUUUUCCAUUUUAAUAUCAAUAUAAUACAAACAUUUUUUAAUAAAUGUUUAAUUUUUCAACAAAA
Messenger RNA from Doryrhamphus excisus (bluestripe pipefish), 2158 nucleotides. It is a transcript of the gene cyp4v2a, whose product is annotated as cytochrome P450, family 4, subfamily V, member 2a. The record is from RefSeq and is a predicted model, not a curated record. Gene Ontology annotation, molecular function: monooxygenase activity; oxidoreductase activity, acting on paired donors, with incorporation or reduction of molecular oxygen; iron ion binding. NCBI's taxonomy places the organism in Eukaryota, Metazoa, Chordata, Actinopteri, Syngnathiformes, Syngnathidae.